AAGCUGCUCAGGGAAGGCGAAGAGGCUGCUCAGUGCUAGGCAGCCAAACCCGGGGUUCGAUUCACACAGAGCUAAAGCAUGAGCACCAGCCAAGGCCCUUUCCAGUUUUUUUCUGGGUCCCUCAGGGGUAGUUCGGGGUGUGGUUUGGCCCAGCAAGGAACUUCUUACAGAGCGUCAAGUGCAGAUGGCGGUGCCAGCAGCACACAUGCCUCCUUCUCCUCCGCCAGACCCCUGUGGCUGCCCGCAGGAGGGGCAGCCUGGGCAGGCUUCGGCGAGCACCACGGGGAGAGCAUCUUCCUGGGGGGCAAUGAGAAACAGACCAUGCAGAACCUGAAUGAGCGCUUGGCCGCCUACCUGGACAAGGUGCGAGCCUUGGAAGCAGCCAACGCUCAGCUGGAGAGCUGCAUCCUAGAGUGGCACAGGACGAGGUCCCACGGCAAGAGGCAUGACUUCAACCAGUACGAGCAGAACGUCACUGACAUGCAAAGAGAGAUUGAGGAUGGCAAGAUCACCAAUGCCAGUAUCCUUUUACAAAUCGAUAACGCUAGCAUGGCAUCUGAAGACUUCAGGCUCAAAUACGAAGCAGAGAAGUGUCGCAGGCAGGGAGUGCAGCUGGAUGUGGAGAACCUGAGGAAGGAGCUCGACGGCCUGACCAUCAUCAACACGGAUCUGGAAAUGGAAAUCGAGGGCUUGAGAGAAGAGCACAUCCUCCGGAGGAAAGACCACGAGGAGGAUAUGGAAGCAAAUCGCUCCUCACAAGACUUCAAAGUAAACGUCAAAGUAAACGCGGCCCCUACUGAGGACUUGGGCAAGAUUCUGGCAGAAAUAAGGGAAGAUUACGAGGCCAUAAUUGAAAAGAAUCGUCAGAGCCUGGAAAACUGGUACAAAGAACAGAGCUCAGUCACGUCCCUGGCAGCAACCCCCAGUCCCGAGGAGAUCCAGCGCAACGAGAACGAGAUCAAGGAGCUCACACGGACUUUGCAGGCCCUGGACAUCGAGCUGCAGGCACAGAUAAGUAAGAAACACAUGCUGGAAGACACCUUGGCCGACACUCGGAAUUACUACGCUGCUGCGCUUCAAAACAUGCAGCAGAUCAUCUCCAAGUGCGAGGAGGAGCUGAGCCAGGUUCGGCACGACAUGAAGCAGCGAAAUAACCAGUACAAGGUUCUUCUCGGGAUCAAAACCCGCCUGGAGAAGGAAAUUUCCACGUACCGCCUGCUGCUGGAAGGGAAUGCUGACGGGACAGCAAGAAAAUCUGAAGCUCAAGAACACGCCGGGACGAGCAAACCGAAGCUCAGAGCGAUCGUGCACGACAGCGUGAACGGGGAGGUGGUGUCCUCCACCAUCAACGAGAUCCCCCCACAAGCCUGAGGGAAGGUUGUGCCAAGCAGUGGCUCCCCCCCGGCAUCUCCCACAGCCUCCACCCCCACCCCGGGAAGGGUGGGAGCUGUGGGCUGGCUCCCUGUGUGUGGAACAGGGACUCACUGCAGUGAACUCUCCCCUGACAUGAUCUGCAGCCUGACCCUGGGAAGGGCCACACAGAGCUGGGUAUUGCCGAUAUUGGUAGCUUAAAGAGCUUUUUAGUCACCCAAACGCUGAAGAGAAGCUGAUCUGUGACAGCUGAGCUGGUGACAGAUGUAUCGUGCACAUCUCCCCGGGGCAGGAAUCUCUGUCUGGGAUUCAGUUGUUGCUCUGCAAGUUAACUAUAAUUUAAAAGGAAUAAUCUCUCAACUUUUUUUUUCCUGGUCUUAUGCCUCUCAUCAUAUACCUCACU
Molecule: messenger RNA, 1774 nt
Organism: Empidonax traillii (willow flycatcher)
Lineage: Eukaryota; Metazoa; Chordata; Aves; Passeriformes; Tyrannidae
Gene: KRT23
Product: keratin 23
Exons: 8
Coding region: 79-1371 (430 amino acids)
Molecular function (GO): structural molecule activity
Source: RefSeq, a predicted model, not a curated record